AUGGAAGACCAACUCGACUCGAUAGGUGGUGCAGCCUUGUCGGGAGCUGCCCAAUUCCUCAGCACAUUCGCAUCUGGCGAGACCAUAUCACGAGCCACAUCCCCAGGCAUCCCCGGCUCGGAUGCCGGCGACGACACUAAGCGAUACCGACCGAGAACUUUCUCAUACUUCGAUCUACUGCCAUAUCCUGUGGAAGAGGAGGCUCAGCGCGAUGCCGCACUCCAGGGUAUACUGAAGCAGCUAUACAUUGCUAUAAAAGCCGAAGAUUUCUCGCCUGGCGCGAUUCACUGGACAAGACAAUUGCAAUCGUGGCUCAGUCUCAAGUUCGACAUGCCGAGAGAGCUACGGGCCAACCUCGCCCAGCUCUAUUUCCACCUCUCUCUGGCUCCUGGGCUCGAUAACAGCUCCGCCGAUCGCUUCUCCAGGAUGGUGUCCGUCCUGGCCAAGAGGAAGCAUUUACUCAAGCCAAUAGAUGAUCUGACACUUGACUGGAAACCGAUAUGGAAAGAAAUCAAGUCGUUGGUGCUACCCGGAGAGGCUCCUGCCCAUCAUUCUUCCCGUAGGAGGGGACUCAAGAACAUGUGGAGGCUAUGUCUACAAGCAUCCAUCUAUAUUGACCCCAGAGAACGGCGCGCUAUGCUCGACGAGAUCCUGCCCUACUUCAGCACCUCGGACCUGCAGAAUGCCUACAUUGUCGUUGGGGCGCUCAAUAUCCUCGUACCCACGACGCCAUGCCCCCCAACAGAACCCCAAUCACAACCAUCUGAUUUUGUCCCUACCUUCUUCCAUUUGUGGUCCUUGAACACCAGAUCAAAGGUAUUUGACAAUGUCUUCCUCGAUAUCUUCUCGCGAAUGGCUAGGGAUUACUUGUCAUGCCAGCACGUACCUUUCUCCGAGCACGGCAUCUUCGCCAGAGAACAGUCCGAUCUGAUCUUCACAGCCAUUUUGCGCCUAACAGAGAUUCCAGUAGGCCAGGCCAACUCACCUUACACGAAUUUGGAUUAUUCCUCUGGUCUGGGCCUCCUUUUGGAGAAAGACAAGAAGAAGUAUCCCAUAUCAUACACUAUUGCACGAUUCAUCGUAUCAUCGCUGUCUCCUCAGUGUCUAGACAAGAAUAGUUCGAUAUUGGACAGCCUUGAAGGGCUGAUGGAAUCUAUCGACACGUUCUUCCACCCAUCCAACCAAGGCGCCUGGACCCAGAUGCUUGCCCAGCUGACAUUCUAUCUUACGGAGAUGUUUGUGUCACGAUGGAACAAGGAGCAGAAGAGUGAGCAAGACACUCCCGCGGAUCGACGUCUUAACGAUGAUCUCAAGAAGCGCUUCGUGUUGAGUUUGCGGGAGGUUACGUUCAUGGGUCUGUUUGGCAAGAGUACCAAGGUCACCAACAUGUACUUCGGCUCUCUCCAGAAUCUGACCUACCUUGAGCCUGGCUUGAUGCUUCCUGGUGCCCUACAAAGAUUCUACCCCAGCUUGCAAGGUUUGGUUGAAGUCCAUCGUACCACAUCUAGUUUGUGUGGUCUGCAGAUGGUUGCAAACAUCAUGUCCAAGCAAAAAGGAUUCCGCUGUCAUCUUACCGCUCUUCUCGCUCUCGCUCUGCCGGGUAUUGAUGCCAAUGACCUCAACAAGACCCAGUACACGUUGAACUUUAUUCAAAGCGUUGCCUAUAGCAUUCCUUUCGUAAAUUUGACCAAAGCAAACUCAGAUGUCCAUGACACAACCUUGGCCAUGCAGUGGGUCCAGGGCGAGAUGGAGCGCAUGGAGCGUGAAGGACAGGAUGUGAAGAUCGAUUACGAGAACGAACUGUCCGACGAAGACGAGGCAAGCAUCGUUCGAUCUUCAACCGCAGGCUUUGGCGAAUUUAUCAUCUCCCUCCUCGGCAAGGUCUUCACCCUGCUUGAAAAUCUGCCCGACUCUUCGCAUCUUCGGACAGGCUCACCAGAAGACAACAUCAUCAACACAUUGCCUGCAGCCCUUACGCCACUCUUCGCCUCCCUUUCCCCUGAGCUGUUCGAGAUAGUCUUGGAUAAGUUGGCGACAUUUGUCUCAACACAUGUUGUGCAUCAAGCUCGGGAUAGUAUGGCAUGGAUCUGCAAUGCGUUAUGCAAGGUCAACCCAGAAAAGACGCUCAAAUUAUUCCUUCCGAUGCUUAUCGUGAAUAUCCGCAACGAGAUCGAUUACAAUGGUGCAGCCUCUGAUCGAAGUAGUGGUACAGAAGUUCUCCCCCGAGACCGAGCUCUUGUAUGGCACGUUAGCAUUUUGAGCAUGUGUGUCGUCCAUGUUGGCGGCGAAACCCUCAAGUACAAGAAAGAACUUUUCGAGAUUGCGCAGUACAUGCAGGAGAAGUGUCGUGGCUUACCGACUCUACACAUCAGUAACUUCAUUCAUCACCUUUUGCUAAACCUGACGCAUACCUAUCCCAUUGACAAUGCCCUGUACGAACCCGACGUGAUCAAGCGUGGCUUAGAUGUGGAUGACUGGGGCCGAGCAACAGACCCAGCAAAUCUGACGAUCAAGUGGCAUCGCGCAACUCCCGAAGAGCUGCAGUUUGCUGUGGAAGUCUUCCAAGCUCAAGCUGAAGGUGCAAUGCAGCGACUUGAAUCUUUCAUGAGCGAUGACGCGCCCGUGAGCAGAAAGGGCAAGAACAAGGAGUGGUCUGAUGAGGUUUCACGUCAACUCAGCCAGAUCCGUCUUGUCAUAUCAGGUAUCGCGACAUUAUUCGACCCAAAACGCGCCUCAGGAGAAGUAAAUGGUCAUGUCAAUGGUACUACUAAUACCGAUGCCGAAGGCGAUGAUGAAAUGAAGGAUGUCGAUGAGGAGGAAGAUCCCUUGGCCGAGGCGGGCGAGGACGAUGAAACUAAGCCCCAGUACAAGUACCAGAGCGGAUACCUGCUCAAGCCUGAGGAUCCACUCUACAGUCGCAUUCAUGACAUUCGUGACAAUAUUGGUCGACUGCUUUCUCGGACACACUCAUUCCUUAAUACGCACCAAGCAGAUGAUGUUUCUUGCUUCACCGCUCUCUACUCCACAUAUAGAAUGUGGAUCACAGAUGUUGGCUUUGAGAGGUCAGCACACCCACUCGAACGUCUGCAGAGACUAUACAAAGCGGAUGUUGGUCCCUUCAAGAUUAGUGCCCUACGCAAGGCCUACCCUCGUCCCUUGCUCAUCAAGCGUGCUGAUGCGUAUCACUUGCAACGAGCGAAGCACAAUGCCUCGGUACGUAACAAGAGCGACCUCGACAAGAGACUUCUCCUGGACCUAGCAGAGUCGUGUGUCUCUCCAUAUGCAGAUGUCCGGCGAGUCGCGCAAGGCGCUCAGGACGCUUCGCUCAAAGUUCUCAUAGGAGGACGCCCUCUGGUCAUACCCGUUAUUCUGGAUAAGUUCCGUAAAGCAUUGGCAGAAGUAGACCAUGACCGAAUCAAAGGGUCCAUGUACACGCUUUUUUUCACAAGCCUCCUGAAGACUAUGAUGAGAGACUGGAGGUUUGCACCUGAUCUGAUGCGGCUGUACAUUCAAGCAGCUGGCGUUGACAAAACCUCCAUCCAGAACCUCGGCUCCAGUGCUCUGUAUCCCAUGAUAGAGUUUGGGAAGCGCUUUGAGCUCAUGGUUCUCUUGGAUGACGACAUUGUUAGCCUUAUUGAGCCAUCCGAGGAUUGUUCAAAACCCAUCACGUCGCGCCACAACUUUAUCCUCGAACGCAGAAAGAAGGUUGAAGCCAGGAAGGCCGAGCUUGGCUUAGAGCUGGUCAAGAUAGCCAAGGGAUCGCACUGGAAGACAGCGAGCAGGUGUGCCAUUUUUGCAACAAAUCUGUGCCUACGUUUCGACACAGUUGCGCCGCCAGAGUUCAUUGAGCUGGCAGUCAGCGGCGCGAAUGAUCAGCACCCUGGUCUUAGAAGCGGGUUCAUGACUGCCUUCUCCAAUAUUUUCACAGUGAUUGACCAGCGCGCAGUCUACAACCACUCUUACAGAGAUUUUCUCGAGGAGAAGGAGAAGGACUCAAACAAGAUCACCGUGACCGUGCCAAAGGGUGAUGUAGCAUACACGGAGAAGUUCCUAGAUCAGUUUACACAUCCUCAAAAUGCCGAAUACUACGUGGACACAGAUCACGUUGGGUGGCUUGUAUGGGGAAAGAAGUUCUCAGCAUCAAAAGCUAAACCGAAUCGAUUUGACGACUACGAUGAUGUUGAAAUCGCUGCACGAAAGCAGAUUGGCGAGCUCCUCACCAGAGAGUGGCUUGCGAAGUGCUUCGAGCACAUGAAGCAGGAACCGCGCGAUACCUCUUCGGAUAGGUUCAGAAGUCAGAACGUCAUACUCUUGAUGCACGUGUUCGAUUUGAUGAACUAUGAGCAAACGGCAGUGAAAUUCGAGGAUGUGAAAGAGCUGACAUUAGAGAUCUAUGGUGACGGUUCGGACAAGCACCAACAUCGAGCAACAGCUGAGAUCAUCGGCGCCAUGCUGGCUGGCUCAGCUGACGAUCCAAUCGAUAUGCGGGAUCGUGCGUGGGGCUUUGCUCAACCUCUAAUGCUGAAGAUUUUUGCUGACAACCUGACGCCCGAGAACCUGAGCUACUGGAGCACAUGUCUGCACUUUAUCAUCGAUACCAAGGAUCCUCGCCGUGCCCAUGAAUUGGUUGAGAGCCUUAGCUCCUUCCGCCUCGACAUGUCAUCUAACGCGGCCUUCAAGGAGUCAUCCAAGGUCCUUCUCCUUGAAAUCCUGAUCAAUGACUGCGGAUGGCAUUUCCGCCGCGAGAAACCGAUUCUUGAGGACUUUCUCGCUCACAUUGACCAUCCGUACAAGUCGGUGCGAGAAUCAAUCGGUAGAGUCAUUGCCACUAUCUAUCGCACAAGAUAUCACGAAUCUUUUGAGAAUGUCUCUGCAUUACUCGAAAAGAACAAGACGGAAUCCACAAUUGGCAUAAGACCUUAUCGACCUUCGGAAGAAUUCUCGUCCACCAUGAAGGAAGUCUUUGGUAGACUAGAGAAGUGGAGACAUGAGCGCGAGCCUGGACAGCAGACGCCUUCGUCGUACACGUCUGGAUCAAAGACGGUUUUGACGUGGUUGGACAGCACGUUAUCGUCCCAGGAAUGCACACAGCUGGUCUCGUUCUUCCCAGACCCUUUUAUGGAUCAACUUCUUCACAUGAUGGACGUCAAAGAAGACCCAGAGCUCAUGAGACUUGCCUACCACGUCUACCGCCAUCUGCCCAACAUUCCUUUCCGAUCUGGCGAAGAUGAUGCAUUCAUCAAUGCUCUGAUUCGCAUCGGUAAGAGUGCUACAUCAUGGCAUCAACGACUGCGCGCCCUGGUCAACAUGCAGGUCAUUUACUUCCGACGUCUAUUCCUGACUGGACCUAAUCAGCGCGAGCUUCUUUUCGAUGCCGUGGGCGAUAUGCUUGCAGAUCCCCAACUCGAGGUACGAACAGUCGCUGGCGCCACACUUGCCGGGAUGAUUCGGUGCUCGCCGGCUGCGAUUCGUAAUCCAAUCAUCAAGAUAUUGAAGAAACGUUUCGAGUCACAGCUAGCCAAGAACCCCAUGCCGAAGAAGAAGCUGCCCGGUACAGACACUCCAGUGAACCAGACACAGCAAGUCGUUCGGAGACAUGCAGCUGUGCUUGGUUUGGGAUCGUUAAUUGAGGCUUUCCCAUAUGCCACGCCACCGCCGUCAUGGAUGCCUGAAGUCCUUGCACUUCUUGCGAGGAAAGCAGCGAGUGACCCUGGUGUUGUGGGCAAAGCAACCAAGAGCAUCUUGAGUGAGUUCAAGAAGACGAGGCAGGAUAGUUGGGGAGUUGACCAAAAGUACUUUACCUCUGAACAAUUAGAAGAUUUGGAAGGUGUGCUGUGGAAGAGCUACUUUGCAUAA
Truncatella angustata is the source of this 5856-nucleotide messenger RNA. RefSeq lists its product as uncharacterized. The coding region runs from base 1 to 5856 and encodes 1951 amino acids. Gene Ontology annotation, molecular function: proteasome binding; peptidase activator activity. Lineage: Eukaryota; Fungi; Ascomycota; Sordariomycetes; Amphisphaeriales; Sporocadaceae. The transcript has 2 exons. The record is from RefSeq and is a predicted model, not a curated record. Gene Ontology annotation, cellular component: nucleus; cytosol. Gene Ontology annotation, biological process: proteasomal ubiquitin-independent protein catabolic process.